CAGUAUUUACUAUUUAGACAGUUGGAUGAUUAUGAAAUGGUCUCUAGCAAUCACUGUCACAGGUAGUUGAGUUAAACUGGUAAUGGCCGCUCGGAGACUCUCUUCUUUUUUGCUCUUUCAUUCUCUAUCUCGUUCAGCUGCCUCCUCCUUUACUUCAGAAGAAAACAAAAUUCUUAAAAGGAACAUACAACGGUUUAGCACUGCUGCAGCAGCUGAGGAACCCAUUGCUCCACCUGUUGAAAUUAAUUACACUAAGCUUCUUAUCAAUGGCCAGUUUGUAGAUUCCGCAUCUGGAAAAACAUUUCCAACUUUGGAUCCUCGAACAGGGGAAGUGAUUGCGGAUGUUGCUGAAGGUGAUACAGAAGAUAUUAAUCGUGCAGUGUCUGCUGCUCGAAAGGCAUUUGAUGAAGGACCAUGGCCAAGAAUGACCCCUUAUGAAAGAUCAAGGAUCAUGUUGCGGUUUGCAGAUUUGGUUGGGAAACACAAUGAUCACAUCGCAGCUCUUGAAGCAUGGGACAAUGGAAAGACUUAUGAACAGGCUGCCAAAGCUGAAAUUCCGAUGCUUGUUCGCCUUUUUCGCUAUUAUGCUGGUUGGACAGAUAAAAUCCAUGGCCUUACAGUUCCAGCUGAUGGACCGCACCAUGUGCAAACAUUGCAUGAGCCGAUAGGUGUUGUCGGACAGAUAAUUCCUUGGAACUUUCCUCUCCUCAUGUUUGCUUGGAAAGUUGGGCCUGCACUGGCCUGUGGCAAUACUAUUGUCUUGAAAUCUGCAGAGCAAACCCCGUUGACUGCUCUCUAUGUAGCAAACUUGUUUCAGGAGGCUGGUCUUCCUCCUGGUGUAUUAAAUGUAGUUUCUGGUUAUGGUCCAACAGCUGGUGCAGCUCUAGCUAGCCACAUGGAUGUGGAUAAGCUUGCUUUCACAGGCUCAACAGAGACCGGGAAGACUGUACUAGGAUUGGCUGCACAGAGCAAUCUUAAGCCAGUGACAUUAGAGCUUGGAGGAAAAUCACCUUUUAUCGUAUGUGAGGAUGCUGAUAUCACUCGAGCCGUGGAGCUAGCCCACUUUGCUCUGUUCUUCAAUCAGGGGCAAUGCUGUUGUGCUGGCUCUCGUACAUUUGUUCACGAACGUGUUUAUGAUGAGUUCUUACAAAAAUCCAAAGCUCGUGCUAUGAAACGUGUUGUUGGCGACCCCUUCAAGAAGGGUGUUGAACAAGGUCCUCAGAUAGACUCAGAGCAAUUUGAGAAAAUUCUCGGGUAUAUAAAAUCUGGUAAGGAAAGCAGUGCUACCCUUGAAUGUGGGGGCGGAAGAUUUGGCUCCAGAGGAUACUACGUUCAACCUACUGUAUUCUCAAAUGUUGAGGAUGAUAUGUUGAUAGCAAAGGAAGAAAUUUUUGGCCCUGUGCAGUCGAUCCUGAAAUUCAAAGACCAGAAUGAAGUGAUAAGAAGAGCGAAUGCAUCAAAAUAUGGUCUAGCUGCUGGAGUUUUUACGAAGAACAUCAAUACAGCUAACACCUUCGCGCGAGCUCUGAGGGUAGGUACAGUAUGGAUAAACUGCUUUGAUGUGUUUGAUGCUGCAAUCCCUUUUGGCGGAUACAAAUUGAGCGGGACAGGAAGGGAAAAAGGGAUAUACAGCCUUCAAAACUAUCUGCAAGUCAAGGCUGUUGUUACUUCCUUAAAUAAUCCUGCAUGGCUGUAAUUCAGUGAUUUCAAUUAGUAUGUUUAGAAAUAACUAAAUGUAUCGAAAAGAAUGAUGGCAAUUAUAGAUUCUGCAUAUGGUAGGUUUUGCUAUUCCUUCAUCUCA
This is a messenger RNA of Daucus carota subsp. sativus, 1801 nucleotides long. Its product is annotated as benzaldehyde dehydrogenase, mitochondrial-like. Bases 83 to 1696 code for a protein of 537 amino acids. The record is from RefSeq and is a predicted model, not a curated record. The transcript is spliced from 12 exons. Gene Ontology annotation, molecular function: aldehyde dehydrogenase (NAD+) activity. Lineage: Eukaryota; Viridiplantae; Streptophyta; Magnoliopsida; Apiales; Apiaceae.